Molecule: messenger RNA, 645 nt
Organism: Oreochromis aureus
Lineage: Eukaryota; Metazoa; Chordata; Actinopteri; Cichliformes; Cichlidae
Gene: tbca
Product: tubulin cofactor a
Exons: 4
Coding region: 105-431 (108 amino acids)
Biological process (GO): post-chaperonin tubulin folding pathway; tubulin complex assembly
Cellular component (GO): cytosol; microtubule cytoskeleton
Molecular function (GO): beta-tubulin binding
Source: RefSeq, a predicted model, not a curated record
UCUGCCAGCAGCUCAUCAUCCUUCCUUCCACUUCCACCUGCACACCGUUAACAAAGUAAGCUAGCGACAACACGACAACCCAGUAAUACAUUACAUCUACAGCCAUGGCAGAUCCAAGAAUACGGCAGAUUAAGAUUAAAACUGGUAUUGUUAAAAGGCUGGCCAAGGAGGAGAUUGCGUACAUAACUGAAGCGAAGCAGCAGGAAGAGAAGAUUGAGCGCCUGAAAACCGAGGCGGCAGAUGAUUAUGUCAUCAAGAAACAGAUGGAGGUGUUGCAGGAGUCCAGAAUGAUGAUCCCAGACUGUCACCGCCGGCUGGCCAUAGCACACGCAGAUCUGCUGCAGCUGCUAGAAGCAGAAGAGGAAUUGGCUGAAUCAGAGGAGUACAAAGAGGCUAGAAGCAUAUUGGACUCAGUGAAGCUUGAAGGAUGAUUUCUGAUGCAUUUCUGUUCUCACUGUGAGAUUCACUUGCUUAAAUGUCCAUUCCUUUCGUCAGGCCUUGUUUGGAACCGUGGAGGCCAACUGAAUCCAUUCAAAAUCUCUUUUCUUGAUGUAAUUAUUUCUUUUCUUUACCGCUAACGUGCCACCACAUUUUGAUCACGCUUCUCCUGUGUGAAAAAAAUAAAAUAAUUCCACAAUAAUAUGA